AGAGACAGAGGCAGAGAGGGAGAGAGAGAGACAGAGAGAGAGAGACAGAGAUGGCAGCACCUUCGACCAAGAACAAGAUGAGGCCAUACAAGGUUUUGAUACUGCUGGUUUUCACGGCAGCAGUGGCGGGAGUGAUGGUGCUGAACAAGGUCAAGGAUAAACAAGCUCACGAUAUCCUCAUCCGGGAGAAGGAUGGAAUGAUCAAGAUUCUCAACUUGAGAUAUGAGAGGGAAAAAGCUUAUUCACAAGAACUGCAAAGUAAGGUGGAGAGCAUGAGAGCGAAAAUUGAAUCCCUCAAGACCCACAAGGCAAAAUUGAAUAGCAAGCUCAUAGAGUUGCAGUCUGUAAUGACUGCCCUCAAAGAAAAACGCAAAAUCCUGGGCACAGCUCUUGAAAAGAAGCAGAAGAAGAUUACUAGCUUAAAGGAAGAAAAGAGCCUUUCAAGGAAAUUAUACGCUCAGCUUGUAGCUUUGAAGGAAACACUGAAGCAGAAGGAAGACGAGAUCCAUGAGCUCAAGCGCCUAAAUGGAAAUCCUUCAGCUUUCCAGUCCAUUGUUUCGCUUGGUACUCGUAACUCUCCCACCAAUGCUAUAGAUACGAAGAACGCAACGGAAGAAGCUGCGACUACACAUCAGCAUUCCAGAAACAAAAAAAGUGACGAUUCAGAGAGAAGGCAAGAUGAAACAAUUGUCCUCGUCACAAACUUUGAUGCACGAGAAAAUCCACGGAAUGCUACUGAGGAGCCACUUGAAAACCAAGAAGCCAAUGCUACAGGUAUUGAUUCCGGAAGCAGGGAUAGCCGUGCAAAUACUCCACAUAAAGGUAAUAUCACCAAAGGUCAUGGAGAAAAUUUGGGUGACACCGACAUCAACCACAAUAAGCAGGAGGAUGAUGUGAAGGACGAUGACUGAACCCCCAGAAAUGUGUUGGCACAAAAGUUGCAGAGGUUGAAGACGUGACCGACAAAUGCAUCAAACGAUAUACCAAAAAUGGAUGAACAGGCACAGACGAAGAGUAUUAGCAAGAUGACAACAAAGACAAAGCAGCCACCAAAAUGUAACUGGUUAAUUAGUUUAUUUCAAAGAAAAAGAAGGAAAAGCUCCCAGGGAGCAGCAAUAAUUUCUUAUCCUAGUAUUUGACCACGUAAUAAUCAAGGUGGAGAGAGCAAGUCAUAAUAUAUGUAUCAAACACAUACUGAUUAUUUUUGCCAACGUGAUUUUCAUUUUACAUCUAUCAGUUCAGUGGAAAUGCAACGAGCUAAAUAGUCCAUCGUAGAUAUUUUAAGUCAAAAACUAUAAAAUUUUUUAUCCAUUGAAGCCUUCAUUGAGCUCAAAGAGCGAGCAUGAGAAGAAACCCUGAUUUUUAACAUCCGUAAUCAAUCAGGUGAAAGUUCAAAACCUUUGUAGGGAUCUACAACCUCUUGUAGAUGCCAUCACCAAGACAGGAAAACUUUAUUUUUCAAAGGCUGAUGAAGCAAGCAGACACCGCAGUUCCAAGCAACUUAGUGGGUCCCAUCUGAUACUUUUUGCAAAGGCCAUUACAGAAGCUUGCUCAAAAUGAUAAACGACUGAUGUCAAAGCUUUGAAAAUUUAAAAUGAGAAACAAGCAAAAGGAACGAUUUGGUUAGAUCAGUGAUAAGACUUUCAGUUUAUGUCCAAAACGCAGUGAAAAUAUUGCCAAACCUCUACCAUCUGAGCAUGAGCAGAAGAGAAUGGAAGUUUCCCCAAGGGGUGACUUGACCUAUACCUAAAAGAUAUUAUGCCCUUAAGUAACCAACCCCCCUUGCUACUGUUUAAUAAAAACAAAGAGGAUACCUAGGGUUUUCAUAGUCUCUACAAUCAAAUCUGAUGUUCGAGGACUCAUAAGCAGGAAAACACGCCCUUGACAUGUGCAAGCACAUACAGGUAGCAUGUACAUGUUCUUGCAUCAGCAUGGAAACAUGAAGCAUGAAUCACGUGUUCACAUGCGCACUUACAUUAUCUGCAUGAUAGCAAAAGUCCAGCUUCACAAGAAGUUGGCACAAAUUCACUUCGGUCCAGGAGCAACAGAUACAAGUUUACAAUGUUUCACAGCAUUCUCCACUCUCUAGAUCAUUCAUGUACUUGAUUACCUCAUUAUAACAAACCAGUCAUAGGAAAAUGAACCUUACAUGCAAGCUCUAAUCUGAACACCCAGAGCCGCUUAAAUCAUAUGCAUAGUGGUUGUAGUUUUUGUGUCUUUAGACUCUUCAC
Molecule: messenger RNA, 2231 nt
Organism: Nymphaea colorata (pocket water lily)
Lineage: Eukaryota; Viridiplantae; Streptophyta; Magnoliopsida; Nymphaeales; Nymphaeaceae
Exons: 2
Coding region: 51-911 (286 amino acids)
Source: RefSeq, a predicted model, not a curated record